This is a messenger RNA of Dentiscutata heterogama, 125 nucleotides long. Lineage: Eukaryota; Fungi; Glomeromycota; Glomeromycetes; Diversisporales; Gigasporaceae. The record is from the annotation of a GenBank genome assembly.
AAAACAAUGUCGCCACAAACAAAAAAUAACACAGAAUACAAACUUCAACGAAUUCUUGAUUAUAACCAAAAUCUUCGACAACAAUUAGAUUUACCUCGCGUAAAGGUGUCAUAUGCUAGCUCAUU